UACAGAGUUGACGACAGAGCUGAGACAAUGAAGUGGGCCAUUGUUGUGUGUGCCAUGGUGGCACUGUCCGAGUGCUUCAUCCAGGUCCCUCUGGAGAAGGGUAAGACUGCCAGGGAGAUCCUGGAGGAGAAGGGUCUAUGGGAGGAGUACAGGCUAAAAUACCCAUACAACCCCCUUUCCAAGUUUGACCAGCGCUUUGCUGUGGGCAAUCAGCCCAUGACCAACGACGCUGAUCUGUCUUACUAUGGAGUCAUCUCCAUUGGAACUCCUCCUCAGUCCUUCCAGGUCAUCUUUGACACCGGCUCUUCUAAUCUGUGGGUGCCCUCCGUCUACUGCCAAAGUGCAGCCUGCAACAACCAUGAUAAGUAUAACCCUACCAUGAGCAGCACCUACAGAUUCAACGGCAAACCUCUCACUAUCCAGUAUGGCACCGGCAGCAUGACCGGCUUCCUUGCAUACGACACUGUGACGGUGGGUGGAAUCGCUGUGAAGAACCAAAUCUUCGGCUUGAGUCAGACUGAAGCUGCCUUCAUGCAGCACAUGGUUGCUGAUGGUAUCCUGGGCCUGGCAUACCCACGCCUGUCUGCCUCUGAUGCUACACCUGUCUUCGACAACAUGAUGACCGAGGGUUUGGUCAACCAGGACCUCUUCUCCGUGUACCUGAGCCCUAACUCUCAGCAAGGUAGUGUGGUGACCUUCGGUGGUAUUGACCACAACCAUUACACUGGCCCAAUCACCUGGAUUCCCCUCUCCAAUGAGCUGUACUGGCAGAUCACAGUGGACAGUGUUACUAUCAAUGGUCAGGUUGUGGCUUGCAAUGGCGGUUGCCAGGCUAUUGUGGACACUGGCACUUCUCUGGUCGUUGGACCUCAGAGCAGCAUCGGCAACAUCAACAGCAUGUUGGGAGCUAACAGCCAGUACGGAAACAGUGUCAACUGUAACAGCCUUGGCCAAAUGCCUGAUGUGAUCUUCCACAUCCAUGGACAGGAAUUCGCCCUCCCAGCCUCUGCCUACGUCUUUCAGUCUCAAUACUCUGGCUGCCGCACUGGCUUCAGCGGUGGAGGCGACAGCCUGUGGAUCUUGGGUGAUGUCUUCAUUAGACAUUACUUUUCUAUCUUCAACAGAGGCCAGAAUAUGGUGGGUCUGGCCAAGUCUAAGUAAUGAACCUGAAGUCAACUUGCAACAAGAGCCAUGCAACAAUCAUAAAUAAAUCCUAGUGCAAUAGUGGGACUUCCAACAGGCAUGGUUUCCAGUACAACUGUAAUAUGUAAUUCUUGAGACUAAUAUCUUUUCCUUGUUCUAUAAAUGGUUACAUAUUCUCAAAUCCAAUAAAAAGAGUUAAAUCAAUUUUACGGGUGUUUUGUUAUUAAACUGUACUACAAACAGAAAUGACUCUAAAUCUGUGUCAGUUAUAAGCUGCUACAACAUCUAUUAAGGUGUAAGCAAGACUGUAACAGUAAAACCCCUGAGUGUAUUGAACUUGGCAGGGGUGUAUUUUAUUGUUGAUUAGUUCAAUUUGUCAUUUGUAAGUAAAUUACAUGAUAAUAAUAUUUCUGACCUUUAGUGAAAUAUCAAAGCUCAAAGCCGACAUAACUUUGGAACUGUAGCGACCUGAGUGUGUUUUAAAGAGUAACUCCACACAACAAUGCAUAUAGUUUGUAUUAAAAAUGCCUUUUCUGACCAAAAUUAACCUCUGCUGUAUGUGUCGGUUUGGAUUGGAAAGUUCAGUUUCGCUGAAUCUCUUUCCCGUCCCUAAGGCCACAUUCAAAAUGACUUGAGCCGUGUGCGAAAAUCAAAGCUGCCUCAUACACUUGAAUAGAGCCAGUAUGUCAGGCAGCGGGGUUGCCAGCACAGGGUUGUCCAGCAAAAAAGUUGAACCAGGCUCAGCUUUUGCUGCAGCUUUGUGUCAUCUGGCAAGGUGCAUCAUUGGCCAAUCAAAUACAUGCAAGCACACAUCUCUGGCAGGUUAUUUUCCAACGUGAACACUGUAUUUCUACUGUUUACCUUACAACCGUCGCCAUGAAACAUAAUUAGUUGUUGUUAAUCCCAUAUGCUGACGUUAAGGCACUAGUGGGCUUUCUGCAGAACAUAA
Xiphias gladius (swordfish) is the source of this 2092-nucleotide messenger RNA. RefSeq names its product pepsin A-like. NCBI's taxonomy places the organism in Eukaryota, Metazoa, Chordata, Actinopteri, Istiophoriformes, Xiphiidae. The record is from RefSeq and is a predicted model, not a curated record. Bases 28 to 1161 code for a protein of 377 amino acids. Gene Ontology annotation, molecular function: aspartic-type endopeptidase activity. Gene Ontology annotation, biological process: proteolysis. The transcript is spliced from 10 exons.